Molecule: messenger RNA, 1247 nt
Organism: Calliphora vicina (urban bluebottle blowfly)
Lineage: Eukaryota; Metazoa; Arthropoda; Insecta; Diptera; Calliphoridae
Gene: mRpL1
Product: mitochondrial ribosomal protein L1
Exons: 3
Coding region: 87-1190 (367 amino acids)
Biological process (GO): translation
Cellular component (GO): mitochondrion; large ribosomal subunit
Molecular function (GO): RNA binding; structural constituent of ribosome
Source: RefSeq, a predicted model, not a curated record
GAAAACCGGACAGCAGGUUAUGUAGUCAUUUUACACAAAAUUUAUAAAUUCAUAUUUUUCACAAAAAAUCAAAGAAACUAAAUAAAAUGCUGUCCAUGAUAUCGACAUCUAUGCGUGGUUUGGUAAUACGCCAACAAAUUACGGGAGAUAUUCUAAGAAAAGUUCAUACCACCGCCGUUUGUGAGGCGGCUCGUAAGGGUACACGAGAAAAGGCACGCAAGAAAAAAGUUAAGGUGGAAGUGAAAAAAGUAGGUUUCAUACCACACAAUCAAAGGGACAAAAAGAUUAAUUUGCAACGUGAAAAUAAACAUGUGGAUGAUUCUUGGAAGCAAAUCGCCACCGACAAUUGUUAUGUGGGCAAAUACUAUCGUUGGCCAGUAUAUACAGUAUCCGAGGCGAUUCAGUGUCAUCGUGAGACCCACCAUCCCACUAUGUACAAUGAACCAAAUGCACCGCUUAUCGUAGAUGUUGAAUUAAAUAUGAAAGGUGAAAAAUCGACAAGAUUCGUGGAUAAUUUUCAACGUAUGGCCAUGGUGCCGCAUAAAUUUGGUCACGGCGAGGAAAGGCGUAUAUUGGUUUUCACCAAAGGCAAUGAAGAAAUAGUUGAAGCACGUAAGGCUGGUGCCACUUUAGUCGGCGGAGUUGAAUUAAUCAAGGAUAUUACCAAUGGUGAACUCUUAUUAAGUGACUAUGAAUAUGUGGUAGCCCAUCCUAAUAUCUUGCCAGAGCUUGUGGCUUUGCGAGGCUUGAUGAAGCGUAAAUUUCCAAAUCCCAAGGCCGAAACAUUGGGAGCAAAUCUCACUGAAAUGAUAAGGCGUUUUUUGGACGGCAUCAGCUACUCGGCAGCCAAGGAUGAACAUCAACAGGAUUUCGGUUUAAUAACUACAACAAUUGGUACAUUGGAUAUGGAUGCACAACAUUUAGAGGACAAUUUACGUUCACUAUUGCAGGAUGUCAAUUCGGUGAGACCAAAACGUGAAGGACGUUUCAUAACUCGCGUUCUACUUAAAAGUCCGCCAAGUCGUGAACAACUGAAGAUAGAUGCUUUCCAAAUUGUACCGGAAAUGUACGAGAAAACUGGUAGUGGCAGCAAAAACGCAGCCGCUACAAAGCCAGCCAAGCAACAAGAUGAUGAUAUAGAUAAUGAGGAUGAGGUGGAAAUCGAAAAAGAAAAGAAAGCUGUUAAUUAAAUUUUAGUAAUUAUAAUUAAAAAUAAAAAAUAAAACUGUUUUAUUUAAAAUUAAUAA